Messenger RNA from Chara braunii, 3028 nucleotides. The record is from the annotation of a GenBank genome assembly. Lineage: Eukaryota; Viridiplantae; Streptophyta; Charophyceae; Charales; Characeae.
ACACGAGUAUCUUUCCUUCCAUGCACCACCAACUUCGCCGACGGUAGACGAAGUCGUGGUGGGGGACAUGCUUGGCUAUGUUGCCAAGGUGGCCCGCGAGUUUGUCUCGCAACGGUACGAAGAAAACAACGCACCGUUGCUCUACGUUCGCAUUCAGACUGGGCAAGCGGCCUGCAACACUUUGCUAGAUUGCGGCGCAACUCGCAACUUCAUCAGCCAGUCCUUCAUGACUCGGGCUGGCCUUGGCGCACAAGUACGGAGGAAGUCACAUCCGACGACGGUCGCUCUUGCCGACGGUAAGACGAAACAACUUUUAGACCGUUACAUCUCGGCUGUCCCGGUGUACUUUGCACCGCACGCAUGUGAACCCGUCACUUUUGACGUGUUGGACACCGACUUCGAUGUCAUUUUGUGGAUGCCUUGGCUUUCUGGCGCCGAGGUCCCGUGUACUAUUCCUCCUCCUCGCUCUUCCAUUAGGUGCCAAGUCGUGAGUGCCAAAUCUUUUCGAGACACAUGCCGUUCCGAGCAUGUCGAAGAGAUUGGCAUCGCUUUGCUUCGAACAGUCCCGACGACCGAUUCAUCGUCCACAGAAGUGUCUUCCGAGCCCCUUGUGACCCGGUUGUUAGACGAGUUCUCGGAUGUUUUUGAAACACCCUCCGGUAUAGUGCCGGACCGGCCAAUCUCUCACGAGAUCAUACUUGAGGCCGGCGCCGUGCCACCGAAAGGAUGCAUUUAUCGCAUGUCCGAGGAGGAGCUCACGGUUCUCCGUGCGCAACUCGACGAUCUACUCGACAAGGGUUGGAUCCGCCCUAGCAGCUCACCUUACGGUGCGCCCGUUCUCUUCGUUCGGAAGAAGAACAAGGACCUUCGACUUUGCAUUGAYYACCGACGCCUCAACRCGCAAACCAUCAAGAACGCGGGGCCUCUACCUCGCAUUGAUGAUUUGCUUGAGCGGUUGGGCGGCGCGAAGUACUUUUCGAAGUUGGACCUCAAGUCGGGCUACCAUCAGAUUUCCAUCCGCCCGCAAGAUCGGUACAAAACCGCGUUCAAGUCGCGAUAUGGGCAUUUUGAGUGGGUAGUUAUGCCUUUUGGCCUCACUAAUGCCCCGGCCACCUUUCAGGCGGCCAUGACCACCGAGUUUCGCGCUAUGUUGGAUCGCUUCGUUUUGGUCUACUUAGACGACAUCCUCGUCUAUAGCCGAACUCUAGAGGAGCAUCUCGAGCACCUUCGCCGUUCGCAAAACACGAUUAACAAUACCGUUGCCCGUUGGAUGGCUUUCAUCGACCAGUUUGACUUUUUCCCCGAUCACAUUCCUGGGAAGUCAAACCGUUUUGCGGACGCCCUCUCACGACGACCGGAUCUUUGCACCGCAGUCUACUCUACCUUCGAGAUCGACGACGACUUGCGGGAGAGCUUCAUCCGCGGCUAUCAAGCCGACCCCCACUUUUGCGACAAGUACGCGAAUUGCUCCUCUCCGAAUCCAGUGCCUUCGCAUUAUCGGAUCCAAGAGGGCUACUUACUUGUGCAUUCAUGGGGUAAGGAUCUUUUUUAUGUGCCAAAUGAUUCACACUUGCGCACACGGCUUCUUGGCGAGUUUCACGAUGCGCCCGCCUCCGGACAUUUUGGUGUCAACCGUACACUUGGCCGACUUCGCCAACGGUUCUAUUGGCCCGACCUUCUCAAGGACGCCACCCGCUAUUGUGAGUCGUGCGAAGUCUGUCGGCGUUGCAAGGCACGCAACCAUCGUCCGUUCGGUGAGCUACACCCAUUACCAGUGCCCCUUGGGCGACGGGAAGCAAUUGCUAUGGAUAUCACCGGCCCCUUCCAGAAGCACAAGACCGGCGUUGAUGGGAUCCUCACGAUCGUCGACCGCCUCACCAAGUACGCCAUGUUUUUGCCUUGCCGCUAUCACGCAAAGGCACCGGAGUUACCUGAGGUCUUAUACACCGGUUGGGUUCGCUCCAAGGGCUACCCCAAGGAGAUCGUUUGCGACCGGGACACUCGCUUUCUCUCCGACUUUUGGUUCGCCCUCAUCAAGCGAUGGGGCUCAUCCUUGAAGCCGAGUUCGGCUCGCCACCCGCAAACCGAUGGUCAAACGGAAAGGGCGCAUCAGACCGCUCAAGUCCUUCUCCACACUCUCAUCCGUCCCGACCAGGUUGAUUGGGUUGAACGCUUGCCAGACGUUGAGUUGGCUUACAACUCAUCGAUCCACCCGGCUAUCGGGAUGUCGCCGUUUGAGUUUGAGCAUGGUUCACCCAUCUCACCGCUGGACGCUACUUUGCCGCGCACAGCCGAGAGCGAUGACCAUCUUGCGUUCCUUUGUCGCAUGCAAGAGCUUCUUGUCAAGGCACGGGAUCGGAUGUCGAAGACGCAAAUACGGAUGAGUCGUCAAGCCAACCGCAAUCGCCUUCCUUGCCUGUUCCGCGCCGGCGAUCUGGUUUGGGUCUCCGCAGCAGAGUUCAGCCUUGAGCAAGACAUCUCUCGCAAGCUCCUUCCCAAGUGGAUGGGGCCUUGGCGCAUUCUCUCUGCAGUUGGUGACGAUCCCGAGGGGCCCUCAUUCCGCAUCGCGGUGCCACCUCACUUGCCCGUCCACACGGUGUUCCACUGUUCCAAACUCGCUCCUUUUGUUUCAGUGGAGUUCGACGAGUUUCCCGGUCGACGUACGCAAGACCCUCCUUCCAUGGACGGAUUUCAGGAGGCCGGCUACAUCAUCACCGACCGGCGCCAUGGCAAUAAAGAAACAGAGUUUCGACUUCAGUUUUCCUACUGCAGCCACAAGGCUGACCGUUGGCUGACGCGUUCAGAAUUGCAGGCCACAACCCCCGCCAUUCUCUCACGCUAUCUUAGCAAAGGGAAGACUACGCAGAGCACUCCAGCUCCUCGCCAUCCUCACUACAUUCCACCAUCGGAUCAGCAGCUUCGCCCGCACCCCGACUCGUCUUCAUAAGGAGGGGGGCGUGUUACAUGCUGGAAGCCUACACACGGGCCCCUCACGGGACCCGAGGUUGGAAUAGGGCCCCCAGGUCGC